AUGACUUUCUUUAUGUUACAAAAGGAUAAUGCGAAUUGUUUUAAAGAUCUAGAUCAAGUGCUUCAAAUUAAGACAAAGUCAAAAGUUAAGACCAGCUGUGAAAGCAAGAAGGAAUGCCAAGGGCAACCCAUAGAGGAGAAAAUGAGUGAAGACUUAAUGCAUAGUCUUCAGAACCAAAAUAGACAGCAGCGGCGUGCUGCUGCAAUGCGUGCCAAUCCUCCCUUUCGCGUUCGCGUAGGUCCGCGACACAGACAAGAAAAUCCGUUCCGCUGGCCACCUGGUGUACAAAGGAGACAAUACCUCAGGCUCUUUCUGCAGAAUCUGCUUAUCCUUGACCACUUAUUGAUGAUGGUUUUGUUCCCCUUUUCUGUUUACAACGUACUUAAAAUCCUAUUAACAGAGGUGACGUUCUCAAACAGCGACUUUGUAACGGACAUUGCCUCCUACUGUAAGUUUUCAAGCAUUUUGAGCGAAGAUGGGAGAUCAGUGAUAUUGUUCAAAAGUGGUUUUGGGUUGCUGGGCAAAUUCCAUAAUAUCAUAGUAUAUUAUUCCGCUCCAUUAUUUGCGUGGCUAUCGUCAAAUUCAAGCGUUAGCUCAUUCGUGAUGCGUACUUACACGCUUGUUGUGAAAUUCACUGCAGUGGUGCUAUACACGCUAUACGGGGUAAGUGCAAGCACUUAUGUUUGCUUUGCGACGUUCUUCUUCUCAUUGUGCCUGCUGAUGACUUGUUUUAGACGCUACAAAGGCGUUGCAAAAAUUGUAGGCCAACUAUAUCGUACUACCAGCGGAAUAUUCUAA
Molecule: messenger RNA, 798 nt
Organism: Lachancea thermotolerans CBS 6340
Lineage: Eukaryota; Fungi; Ascomycota; Saccharomycetes; Saccharomycetales; Saccharomycetaceae
Gene: ASI2
Product: Asi2p
Exons: 1
Coding region: 1-798 (265 amino acids)
Source: RefSeq, a predicted model, not a curated record